Molecule: messenger RNA, 1953 nt
Organism: Chara braunii
Lineage: Eukaryota; Viridiplantae; Streptophyta; Charophyceae; Charales; Characeae
Source: the annotation of a GenBank genome assembly
GGAAGGGUUGAAGCCCGAUGACGCGAAGGUGGCCAGCAUUCGUGAUUGGCCGCGUCCUCAGUCCGUGACUGAGAUGAGAUCAUUCUUAGGGAUGACAGGCUACUAUCGCAACUUCGUGGAGAACUAUAGCAUAGUUGCCGCCCCUUUGACUGAUCUGACCUGCCUUGACACCCCAUGGGAGUGGACUGAGAGAUGCGAGGCUGCUUUCAGACAUCUGAAGCAUGCGUUGACGCAUUACGAAGUCUUGAAACUUCCUGAUCCUGACAAGCCAUUCAUAGUGACUAUGGAUGCUAGCGAAUAUGGCAUAGGCGCCGUACUUGCACAACACGAGGGGAAGAAGUUGAGGCCUGUCGAGUACAUGUCCAAAAAGAUGCCUUCUCAGAAGUUGGCUAAGUCCACCUAUGAGAAAGAACUCUAUGCGGUGUACAAGGCUCUGACCCAUUGGAGACACUAUCUCCUUGGGAGGUUCUUCAUCCUCAGGACUGAUCAUCACACCCUGAGAUGGAUGAGAACUCAGCCAGUACUCUCCGACGCUCUCAAGCGUUGGAUCGAAGUCAUAGAGCAAUAUGACUUCGAGCCCCAGUACAUCAAGGGCGAGUACAACAAGGUUGCUGAUGCCUUGUCGCGUAGACCUGAUUUCUCAAGUGCGCUGAUCACUGAGUUUGGGCUUGAGGACAAUGUUACUCAGUCGUUGGUGGAAGCCUAUCGUGAGGAUCCGUUCAUUUCCGAGAUCAUCCGCAGACUCGAAGCGAAGGACAAAGUCUGUCAAAGGGACAAGCCCCGUACKCAGGCUCCUCUUGGGCUACUGAAGCCCCUUCCGAUUCCGGAACGGCCUGGUGAGAGUCUGUCCAUGGACUUCAUGGAUACUCUGAUCACCAGCAAGAGUGGGAUGCGACACAUCUUCGUCAUCGUGGAUAGAUUUAGUAAGUAUGCUAGGUUAGUAGCAAUGCCGAAAACAGCAAGGACGGAGUAUGUGAUCAGAAUGUUCAAGGAGAACUGGGUUAGGGACUUUGGGUUACCGAAGUCUAUUAUUAGUGACAGGGAUGUCCGAUUUACCAGCGAACUGUGGAAGGCCGCUGCUGCAGAACAGGGAACCCAGUUGCAAAUGACUUCUGGGAAUCACCCAGAGGCCAACGGCCAGGCCGAGCAACUGAACCGCGCUGUACAACACCUGUUGAGGCAUUACAUCAAGCCCAACCAGGUGGACGGGGAUAAGAAGCUUGCACUCAUCGCCAGUCUGUAUAACAAUGCGGUACACUGCCACCGCGGUACGUUAGAGUUUGCUUACCGCUAUGAACAGAAGAUGCAGCAGGCUGUAGAACAGAUGGAAAAGGCACAGACGGCUAUGAUAGAAUCUGCGAACAAACACCGCUGUGAGUCUUCAUUUCAGGUUGGGGACAGAGUCUGGGUUAAGUCCUCAGAACUGGGACAGGAGCACGGGAUCUCCCGCAAGCUCAUGCCACAGUACUUUGGACCUUGGGAAGUUUUAGACAUCGUUGGGACAGAUCCAGAUGGGCCAUCUUAUGUUAUCCGGAUCCCUGGUCAUCUUCGAACUUACCCUGUCUUUCACGUCUCCAAGCUUGCACCUUUCAAGGAAACAAAUGAGUUUCCUUCUCGUCGCUCAAUGCUGCCCCCAACCAUGGAUGGAGAAGUGGACAUCGAUGACAUCGUGGAUCACAGGGAGCUGCCAGCUCAGAGACCUGCAGGAAGGGGACGUCCUCCGAAACCGAAGCUGCAGUACCGCGUUCGGUUCAGACAUCAUACUGAUCCCAAGGAGGAUCGUUGGUUCACGAGGGAAGAACUCAUGCAGACCGCUCCUCAAGUUGUAGCUCAUUAUGAGAAAUCUCUGCAGAAGGGAAAGCGCCCGAUGGUUGAAGACUGAGCUUCUCAGAGGACUGUUGAAGCUAAGGAGGAGGGAAUGCGAGGCCUCUGCCUCUAUGAGCCCCUUUUUGG